AUGCAUUUCUUGUGGUUCCUCUGUAAGGACAUCCGUAACAAUAGAGCUGUUCUUUUUGAUGGCAUCGAGGAGGGUGGCAUCAGAGCCUCGGCCUCUUACUCCUCUCAUGAAAUCGAUGAGCAAGAUAAUGAAAGAGCUUUGGAAGGAUUGCAGGAUAGAGUCAGUCUGCUGAAGAGACUGUCCGGUGAUAUAAAUGAAGAGGUGGACAAUCAUAACCUUAUGCUGGACAGAAUGGGCAAUGAUAUGGAUUCUUCCAGGGGAGUGCUGUCAGGAACCAUGGAUCGCUUUAAGACGGUAUUUGAAACCAAAUCAAGCCGUAGAAUGUUUACACUCGUGGCGUCAUUUGUGGUCAUAUUCCUAAUCGUAUACUAUCUCACUAGGCAUGCCAUGCCUGCAUUUGAUCCCAGAUCUUUUCCAACAUGCAAAGCCAUCAGGCCCUGA
Dovyalis caffra is the source of this 441-nucleotide messenger RNA. The record is from the annotation of a GenBank genome assembly. NCBI's taxonomy places the organism in Eukaryota, Viridiplantae, Streptophyta, Magnoliopsida, Malpighiales, Salicaceae.